GCGAAACGCAGAAAAUUCUAAACUUUGGUUACCACUAUCGGAAAAAAAAAAACUCAAUUUGUUGCAAGAGAUUCAUUUGAUUUGAUCCCAAAAAUAUAAUUAUUGAAUUUAUAAUAGUUAUAAUAGUUGUAAUAGUUAUUCAAUAACUAUUUUAAAUACUAAAAUAUAUUUCUUUUCAAUUUAUUCAUUCUUCAGUUUCAUCAUUGCAUUUCCCAGCUAAGCCAAACCCACGUGCACGUUUUCUUUCGUCGUUUUCUGAUAAAACGGUGCCGUUUUUGAUAGAAGGAGAAAAAGUGUGUUCCGAUGAUGUAGAGAGGUUGAUCUGAAAUGCACCGGCUACCGAAUAGCGGACAUUCGACGCCGUCAUCUCCUCAAUCACCGGUACGUUCGCCGAGGCUCCGUCAAGGGAAGUCUAAGGCGGGGAAAUUUUCUUCUGGAGGGAAUAGUUUAGCGCAGAGGUUGAGUUUGAUGUUGCUCUCGGUUCUUCUCCGGCGACAGGGCGUUUUCCUGUUCGCUCCUUUGAUUUAUAUCUCCGGUAUGCUUUUAUAUAUGGGAACGGCGUCGUUUGAUGUUGUUCCGAUCAUUACACACCGUUCUGCUCCUGGUUCGGUUUAUCGUAGUCCUCAGCUUUAUGCUAAUCUUCGCCGUGAUAUGGAUUCGGAUAACUCUUCUACCGAUGCGAUAUUUACAAUAUGGAAGAGUCCAUAUAGAGGUGGUGAAUGGAAACCAUGUGUAAACAGAUCUUUAGAAGAGCUACCUGAAUCUAUUGGAUACAUAUAUGUAGAUGCUAAUGGUGGUUUAAAUCAGCAGAGGACAUCGAUAUGCAAUGCUGUUGCUGUGGCUGGCUAUCUAAAUGCUACCCUUGUGAUCCCCAACUUCCAUUAUCAUAGCAUAUGGAAAGAUCAUAGCAAAUUCAGGGAUAUUUAUGAUGAAGAAUAUUUUAUCGAUACCCUUAAAAAUGAUGUACGGGUCGUUGACAAGAUUCCUGAGUUUCUAAUGGAAAGAUUUGGCAGCGACAUGACAAAUGUUCACAAUUUCAGGAUCAAGGCAUGGUCCUCCAUUCAGUAUUAUAGAGAUGUGGUACUCCCAAAAUUACUUGAAGAAAGGGUUAUAAGAUUUUCACCUUAUGCGAAUAGAUUGUCCUUUGAUGCUCCUCCAGUUGUCCAGCGCCUCAGGUGCUUUGCAAAUUAUGAGGCUUUACGGUUUUCAAGACCUAUAUUAACCAUAGGCGAAUCUCUGGUUGAAAGAAUGAAAAAUCAUAGUGCCAUUAAUGGUGGUAAAUAUGUUUCUGUACAUCUUCGUUUUGAAGAGGAUAUGGUUGCUUUCUCAUGUUGUGUUUUUGAUGGUGGAAAACCGGAGGCACAAAACAUGAUUGCUGCAAGAGAAAGAGGUUGGAGAGGGAAGUUUACAAAAGCUGGACGAGUCAUACGUCCUGGAGCAAUCAGGAUCAAUGGGAAGUGUCCCCUCAGCCCGACAGAGGUUGGCCUGAUGCUGAGGGGAAUGGGUUUCACCAAAAACACAUCUAUCUUUUUGGCAUCUGGAAAAAUAUAUAAUGCUGAAAAAACAAUGGCUCCACUACUACAAAUGUUUCCUAAUUUGCAUACUAAGGAGACUCUGGCUUCUGAAGAGGAACUUUCUCUAUUUAAGGGUUAUUCUUCCAGGAUGGCUGCUAUAGAUUAUACUGUUUGCCUUCAUAGUGAGGUGUUUGUCACAACUCAGGGGGGCAACUUUCCCCAUUUUCUGCUGGGCCACCGAAGAUACUUGUAUGGUGGACACGCUAAGACAAUUAAGCCUGAUAAGCGGAAGUUAGUGUUGCUGUUUGAUAAUCCCAAAAUAGGAUGGAAAAGUUUGAAGCGCCAACUGCUGAACAUGAGGUCACACAGUGAUUCCAAGGGAGUUGAGCUCAAAAGACCAAAUGACUCUAUAUACAGCUUUCCAUGCCCAGACUGUAUGUGCCGUGCCAACAAAACCGCCGAUUCAAAAUCUAAAUCAGUAACUGCCGAUUCAAAAUCUAAAUCAGCAGCUUGAUCUACUAACAGAAUUUGAUGGGUGUUUCUGCUUCUUAUAAUUUUGUGAGCAUGCCCUGCAGCAUUUCUGAUACUGUGAUUUUCAUUUCCCCUUAUUCCCUUCAGGGAGAAGGCAUACACACCAUUUUUGGAGAUCACAUGUUUUUGUUGAAGGUCUCGUUGCUGAGUAUAUAUUUGGAUUAAAUUUUAAGGGAGUGACAUGCUUUUUACACAUGAUGCCAAUUCAGAACAGAAUGGAAAAUGUUUCUUUGCAGGAAUCUCUCCCAGAACAUUGAGUGAGCUAUGUUCCGCACAUGAAUUAGUAGCUGCUGUGCCUGUAUCGAACAACCUGUUUAAAGAGUCAACGGAAAAGCUUACAUUCCUUUCACAACCUGCCUGUACAUUACCCGAAGUAUGAUAUUCAUGUGUUAAGGCUGUAGCAAGCAAUAACUCUCUGUACAUUUACAAAUUCAGGGUUUUCUUGGUCUGUUUUAGAUUAAAUUUAUUUUUCCUUUGUUCAUGUUACCACAGUUGUAGUUCGUUUGCCCUCAUAUUGAGGGCCUAGUUAUUAGUAUAUUAGCUCAUUUGUUAUUCUUUUA
This is a messenger RNA of Lathyrus oleraceus (garden pea), 2605 nucleotides long. RefSeq names its product protein ESMERALDA 1. The record is from RefSeq and is a predicted model, not a curated record. The coding region runs from base 328 to 2028 and encodes 566 amino acids. Lineage: Eukaryota; Viridiplantae; Streptophyta; Magnoliopsida; Fabales; Fabaceae. The transcript has 10 exons.